UUUUCGUUAAAAAAAAUUUUUUUUUUAACAUUCUCGAAAGUGAAAAUAAAAAAAUUGUGUGAAGAAGAAGAAGAAAUUUUACUGUGACGAGCCAUUAGGGGAAAAAUAUUUUUGGAAACUGGAAAAAGGACAAUAUUUCACAGAAAGGGAAAUUUUGAAGAGGAAAAAAUUUAUAUUUUCAUUGAAGAAAAAUGAUCGAUUAGAAAAAAGAAAGAAGAAAUGUUUUCUUCUGAAAAUUGAAAAUAUGUGAGAAAUUUUCCCCUCCUAUCGGAAAGUGAGAAAAAAAGUGAUUUUGUAUUUUUUUAAAACUUUUAUUUUGUUUGUGUUUUUUUUUUUUUUUGAAAAAAAAAUGUUAAGUACAAGUGUUUCUACAAUAUUUUCGUGUGCUCAAACUUUGAGAAAGGGUUAAAUGAGGUGUGGUAGUAGGAAACUUUUGUGAGGAAAUAUUGUGAAUGUCGUCCGUGACACGGAAAUAUACACAAACACCUGGCUCCUCGAUACUGAAUGGGAGUGGCCAACAUUCCGGAGCAGCAGAAAGAACAGUCACGGGAGAGUCAUAAUGAAUGGAUUGAUUUGAUGAAGGGGAACGGGAAAAUGGAGACGUCAAAGGGGAAGGGUGCUGAUUUCAUAACUGUGGUCAGUGUGGGCAAUCAGGGUGAGACAAGUCACCCUGAGAAUUUUGUCACUGUCCUCUCGAUUGGAAGUGGAAUGAGAAAGGACGAUGAGGCGCAACUCGUCUCAAAAACAGUCGCAAAUGGCGUCGAUCCCCAUCUCGAGGAGGAAGUUGAGGUCUACCGUCUGCCAGGCGAACGUCUUGGCUUCGGCCUCAAAUUUGAGGGUGGCAAUAAAACCUCCGAGAGAGUUAAGCGACUUUUCAUACAAAGUUGCGCUGAUCAGAGUCCAGCGAGCAGGACGAAAUGCACCUGGGGAUGUUUGGGCGAAGGAGACGAGAUCCUCUCAAUCGAUGGAGUGCCAGUGAUUUUAAUGACCCGCUUGGAUUGCGUUAGACGGCUCAAGGAAUCGCAAUUGGUGAUAAAAUUAAUGGUGAGAUGUCGCGGUGCACUGCGACCGGAAGUGGUUAGUGCCGAAAGAAAAACGACAUUAUUGGAGAAGAAUAAAGUACCACCUGAAUUACCAUUGGCACCGCCACCAGUGCCACCUAGGAAAUUGAGACAUCCACGUGGAUUGGCUGACGGCGAGGCAAAUCCAAGUCCAGUGAAAAAAUCAUGGGACAGUGCAAAAUCCGUUCCCACGUCCCAAAAUGGUUCGCCACAAUCGCAAUCGAGUUUUCUUGGAAGCAGUAACGGCAACAGCAAUAGCAGCAGCAGUAAUAGCAGUAUUAAAUCCUCCGCUUAUGAGAGUUGUUAUUCUUCGCCAAAGAGUGGAAUUAAUGCAAAAAAUGAGAGCCCCAAAGCAUUGCCCAAGGAUUAUUCUUCUGAUUUAUGUAAAUUCAAACAGGAACCACCCGAGGCAACGGUCUACCUGGACGCAAGAAUUCAAGACACAUCGAGCACUCACGGAAGCACAUCAGACGAAACAAGCAGUUCUCUCUCAACAGUUGUCGACAGAUUCUCCACCUCGGAUCGUGUCUCAACAAUUUCGACAGCCUCGACAGCAUCGAUCGCAGGCUCCGAGCAAUACGCCACAGACAACACCAAAGGAAAUCAUCAUCAUCAACACACCAAUGACCAUUGCAAUGAUAACAAUAAUAAUAGUAGCAGCAGUAACGCAAAAGAAUUCCAAACAGAUGGCCUCAAUCUCAAAGGAAUGCUCACACCACUCGAUCAAUUGGAUUUCGAAUUCACCACAAAUCCACCCGACUAUCUUCUCACUCGCCUAGCAAAUUCAGAAGCCGUCACUCACGUCGAAUCGCGAGGCGACGUCGAACGUGUCACCGCUGUUGUCGCUCCCAAUACCGUUCUCAUCGAGGAGACAAUCACACUCCAACCGCCUUUGAGCUUCCAAGACGCUCCACUCAGUUACGGCCAUGAAUUAAGUCCGGGCAUUUUUUACACCGACUUGGCAGCUGAUUCGAAAACCCACUUUCGACCUAUUAAGGACGACGCAUCAUUGGUCGAGUCCAUUGUCAAUGGUGACGUCGAUCAUCAUCGCCUUCGUCGUCAUCAUCGUCAGGACCAUCAUCAAGAUCGAAAUCAUCAAGAUAAUCAUCUAAAUCCUCAUCAUAAUCAUCAAGAUCUACAUCUUAAUCAUCAGAAUAAUCAGGAUAAUCAUGACGAUCCACUGAUCGAGAGUGUUGAUCUUUGUCAUCGUGAUCCACUGAUCGAAACUAUUAAUCAUCAUCUUGAUCCAUUGAUCGAAGCUGUUAAUCAUCAUCAUCAUCAACGUCUUGAUCCAUUGAUCGACAUUGUUGAUCAGCAGCAGCAGGUAAAUUCUGCACCUCCCUUGCCAAUUAGGAAUCAUGUGAAUAGAAUUCCGGUGAAUCAGCCAAUUUCUAAUGGGGAAAUUAAAUCAUCAAAGAAUGAUGAUUAUUUGACGGAAAAAAUCGAGACGCCGAUUCUUCCUCCAAAACCAAUGCCAAGAAAAGAUUUGAAGACGAGAAGGAAGCGUCCGCCUCCACCACCACCGCCUCCUAAUUCAAUUCCUAGACGACAACUCCCAUCAGCACCAGAAUCAAUAAACCACCAGAGUAAUCAGUCUGAAUUUCUGGAUUCAAAUUUAGAGAAUGGAGCAGAAAUACCAAAAAGUGAAAGCAAUGGAACGAAAACAGAUGAAAAUAAUUCCAUUUCUCAAGAAUCGAGUAAAUUCUCAAAAGAAUCGAUCAAAGUUGAUGAUGAGGAAUUGAUUGAGGUGAAAAAUGGUAAAAAUACGAAAAACCCAGAAAAUGAAGUAGAAUUGAAUUUUGAAGAAGAAUUGAAAAAGGAUUUAAAGAAUUCACCGAAUAAGUUGAAUUUUGACGAAGAAUUGCAAAAGGAAUUGAAAAAUUCACCGGAUAAAUUGAAUUUUAGGCAAACAGGAAGUGAAGUGAAUUCGAAGGGAGAUGAAAUGGAAAAUUUACCAACGGGAAAAUGUAGGGAAGAGGGAAAUUUAUUGACAAUGAGUCAAGAGUCGAUGGAAGGAGAAAGUGGAAAAUUUCCGACUAAGGAAAUGCAGACGAAUAAAUUAUUGGACAUUAUUGAGAUGAAGAUUAAAAUGUCCGACGAAAUACAGCAUCGGCAAUCCUCGACAAUCUCCGACAAUACGGAGACGAAUGUUCGACGGAUCAGUGAAAAUGCUGAAGAAGAAAUGAAAAGAGGAAAAAGUAAUUUUCCAGGUAAGUUUAAUAAUUCUCCAUUGAAAGGAAAAUUGGUCGAGAUGACAAAUAAGGAUACGGUUUCGUUUGAGGUCGAUGAUUCUGAAAGUGAAAAAGAGGAAGAAAGAGAGAAAAAAGAAAAAGAAGUAAAAGGCAAAGAAGAAGAAAUAGACAAAAAGUGGAAAGGAAAAAGAAAAGAAGGAAAAACGGAGAUAGAAUUAGAAGAAAGAGAAGAAAAAAGAAGAGUAGAAGAAGUAAAACGAGAAAAUAGAAAAGAGGAAGAGAUUCUAAACGGUAAAAGGAGAGAGGAAGAAAUUAGACGAGAAAAAAUAAGUCGAGGAAAUAUAGAAGAAGAAAUAAAACCUAAAAAUAGAAGAGAAAAAAUAAAACCAGAAAAUAGAAGAGAAGAAAUAAAAAAAGAAAAAGAAAAAAUAAACAAAGAAGAGAAAAGCAGAGAAAAAUCCUACAAAGAAGAGAGAAGUGAAGAAAAAUUAAGCAAAGAUGAAAAAGUCAAAGGGAAAUUACACAAAGAAGAGAAAAGUAAGGGAAAAUUGAACAAAGAUGAGAAAUGCAAAGGAAAAUUAAAUAGAGAUGAUUCAAGAAAUAAGGAAAUAAACGACGAAGAAAAGAGAAAAGUAAAAAGGGAAGAACUAGGAAGUAGAAGAAUUAAAGAAGAAGGAAGUGAGGAAAAUUUAAAUAGACAAGUACAGAGGAAUAAAGAAAGAAACAGAGAAGAGGGAAGAAGGGAAAAUAUAAAGAAACAAGAACAAAGAAGAGAAGAAAUAGGCAGAGAAAGAAUAAAAGAAGAAACUAAAACGAAGAAUGGAAAUAUAUCGAAAAGUGAGAAUAACAACACACGGCAAGAAAUUAGAAAGGAAAAUAAAAAAGAAAAAAUAGAAAAUUGCAAUAAAGAAAAAGUAGACCAAGAAUUUGAAGAAGAAAAAGAAGAGGAACAAAAAGGACAAGAAGAACAAGGAAAACAAAAAGAGCAAUUAGGACAAAAAGAACGAAAAGAACUAGAAAAACAAAAAGAACCAAAAGGACAGAAAGAACUGAAAGAAGAUGGAAAACAAAAAGAGCAAAAAGAACAAAAAGGACCAAAAGAACAAACAAAAAAAAAAGAAGAAAAGGAACACAAAGGACAAAAAGAACAAAAGGAACAACAACAAGAAAUUAGUGAUUUGAGUAAAUUAAAAAAAAUUGUUUCACCAUCCAAAGAUGAACGAACUCUGUCCAAAGAAUGCAACUGUUUUGUUAAUGGUAAUAAAGAAGAAGAGGAAGAAAGUGAAGCUAAUAGUGUUGUUAUAGAAGAAAUUAAUGAUGGGAAAUUAAUAAUAAAUGAAACGCCAAUUGAAAGACUGGAAAAUAUUUGUUCAGACGUUGAAAAUUUAGCGCAGGAAAUAGAAAUCAAGAGAUGCUACAAAAGGGAGGAAUUGAUGGAUGACGAUGAUGAUGAUGAUGAUACAAGUGAAGAAAGUGAUGCUGGAGACUAUUAUUGGCAAAGCAAUUUGGCAACAAUUGGUGAAGAGGAGGAGACUAAUUCGUUGGAAUAUAAUAAUGCCAAUAAGGAAGUGAAUGACCUUGAAGAGAAAGCAGAAGCGGAAAAGGACAAGCCAAACAUUCCUAGUGUCGUUGUUAGAGAAUACAGCAAAAAUGUGCGGGAUGAGGUGGACGCCGUGAGACAAAUCGCAAAGGACUUUGGGACCGAGGAUAAGAAACCGGAUAAAAGCCCAGUAAAUGGUAGAAUGGACAAUUGUGAAGGCGGUCAACGCCUGCCUCCGGACGGGGAUGAAUUUCCAGCGGCUUAUCAGGAAUUCACGAAUCCUGAUCAAUAUCAAUUUGUAGCAACUACAAACCUAUCAACAAUGACAACAAACGGAAAUUUAAUCUGUCAAAAUCAAACCUUUCUAACAACCGAAAAUUAUCAUCCAAAAGCAAACAAUAAUAGUAAAUCAAUCGAGAAAAUCCACAUCGUUUCGCAAUGUGUAGUCGAUCAUAUUGUCAACGAUCAAAAAUAUAAACCAAAACCAAUUGUCAUAUCGGAAAGAAAAAUCGAAAUCGCCGGCUAUUAUCCAAAAGAAGUGCCAUCAAUAAUGGAUUCUCCCUUCAAGCCAGACAAUCCACCACCAUUACCAUUAACCGAACCACCAAAAGUCGAUAAUUUAUCAUUAGUUCGUAACAAUUCGGAACAAACAAGAAAAUUCUCCUCAAACGGCGAACUUUGGCGACAAGACGACAAAUCUGAACGUUCAGUGAGAGACAAAAUUGCCAUGUUCUCAUCACAGAGCAACAUCGAGGUUCCACUCUUUCCAAACCAAUCCACAAAUACCACAAACAAUACCACCCCAAAUGGUAGAAAAUUAUCCAAACAUAAAUCAUCAGACGAUGUAUUCGCUGAUGAAAAAACAAAAGCAACACAAUAUUUCUCCGAAAGAACACAAAGUUCGUUUGAUAUUUCCACCACUGAUGGUAAUCAAUCAACAAAUUCACCAACAAACUCGCCAACAUUCAAUAAUGAAUCAUCAAAUCAACAAAAUUCAGCCAAGUAUAUUCAAAGACCACCUAGUCUUCCAAAAACCUCACCACCAAUCGAAGAUAUUUUUACAACUGAAUCAAAAAAUUCCACCUUAUCCGAGGAGAAACAGUAUUCAACCUACGCUACCAAGACAUACACACCCAAAAACAUCGAUUCAAGUAUCGAUUCCGGAUUCAGUAAAUCCUUCGAUUCAACGGUGAAAAAUUCACCACCAACAUUGGUGAGAGCGACAAGUUUCUCGGGUGCUGGUACUUGUUUCAAUCACGAACGUCCACAAACAUCGAACCAAGUACUCUCGACAUCGCAAAUAUCGAGGACAAAUUCACUUGUUUCGACAUUCAGAAAACCUGGCGAGGAACUACGACGAAGCAGUCUAAAUCAACUUAUCGAACAGAGGCGAAAGGGAAUAUCGAAACUACGUGGUCUUGUCAUACCCGAGAAGGAUGCUGUUCCCGUCGAUCAAGCCAUCAUCGACCUUCCGGAAAUCAAGUCCAGGGAUUCGAUUCUUAUCAAUCAGGUACCAAAGUCAAGCAUUCAGGACAAGUGGGGUUCGCAGAGUUCCUUGGCCAGUAACACGAGUACAGUAAGCACUCCAAUGAAAGCAACCACCUCCUUCAAAAUGCCAGCACCUCAAAUUUUAUCAAAAUACUCGCCGGCCUUCAAGAGAAAAAGUCUAUCCGUCUACAGCACACCCAACACCAUCUCACCCUCCAAUUACAACACAAAUUGCAACAACUCAAAUCCAAAAAUGAGCCAAACAAUAAAUUCGACCCUAUCCGAAGCACCCAAGAGUUUGGAAAGUAUCUGCAGUCCAACAAGAAGUGAUUACAGUUUCGAGUACCUAUCAUCAACAGGCUCACCUGAGAAUUUACGCUCCAGACCUAGAAUCGGACAAAAGAAAACCCGAACCGACUACGAUGAUUCCGACAACGAUUCAGCAGUGAGCAGUUCCCAAAGUAGCAUCUCCCGGGGUUUCAGUCCACCAAUGUCACCAGUACCAUCAGACAGAAACUACAUCACCUCCGAAAUGAAUUACCAACGACGAACGCUGAUUAUCGAUCCUCUAAAAAAUGAUCCCGACGGGAAUUGUUUCUCGAAACCGAUUUAUUCGAUAAGUUCCGACAAGUGUGAAUUCAAUAAAAAUUCCCAAAUUCCCCAGAGACAAAUAAUAAAGAGAACAAAUAGUACCGAUUCCAGUAGCUCUUCGACACUAACAACCGGAUCGCAAAUAGCCGAAUCACUAUCCCGAAGAGUUCUAAAACCCCAAAGUGUCGAGGCGAUAAAUCGCAAAAAUAUUCUCGCAAGUGCCAAAUGUAGGAGUGGAAGGGACCUCAACGGUUCGCCACUAAUUCAACGAAAAUUCUCCGACGAUGAGGAAACUCCGGAAGGAGGGAAUGUCGACUAUUCACAAAAGGUGAAUGGAAAUGGCGAAACUAAGAUCGCCUAUAUUGAAACAGUUCAGGAUGAUGAGCAACCGAUAGAAAAAGUGGACGAACCGAAAUUACCGCCUAAGAGAAGUAUACCGCAACCAGUGGGUAGACCUCCAAAACCAGAGAGUCUGGAACCAUCGAAUGAUUUGAAAAUGUGGGUGCGAUCGGAGGUCAAGAAUCUUGCGGACAAAAUUUCCAGUGAAAAGACAAUGAGAACGGGUAGAAGUCGAUCAUCAUUGACAUUGGACGAUCAAACUGCAGAUGAUAUUCUUUGUCCGAGAAAUCGAACGUCGAGUAAUGAAUUAGACGAGACUGAUAAGAAUGCGAAAUUUCCCCAAAAGAAUAACAACGAAACUGAUCUUUUGACCAUUUUGACAACAAAGAGCAGAUCCAGAUCUGCAAUUCACGUCGAGGAGAGUUCCUAUGGAAAAUCGAGGAGCCAAAUGAGUCUCGAGGACAUUCUGACUCUGAAAAACGAACCGAAAUUAACGCGUACACAAAGCGUUACCAUCGAGACUACAACAUCCCUGGACAGAAAUGGAAUCCAUUUGGAAAAAUCUAUUAAACACGAAACGGAUACAAAAUCACCGGCUAGAAGAUCGAAUUCAAGUGAUUGGAAUGAAGAGAGAACAUUUCCGUCAAAAAUCCCCUCAUUAAACAGACCAAAAGUCACUAAUAACAGCGAAGACCUAGUGGACAUUUCAGAGAAACCAAAAAAUUUAGUAUCGAAAAUUCCCACAUCUAAAAGUUUAGGUCGACGUAGUGCAAGUGUAACGGACAUGAAGAAAGCAUUUGAAAAAACUGAUUCUCCAAAUCAAAGUGGAGCAAUAACGACACUACAAACUGGCAAUAAUGUUCACAAUCGUUUUCCAAGUUUAGACAGUAGUGUCGAGGAGAAUAUACGACCUGUGGGUGUUGAAGGUGAUGCGGAGAGAUUUUGUAUUGAACAAUUUGGCAGUAUUAGUUCACUAGCGAGUAGUACGAGUUUGAUAUCGCAACAGGAAUUGGCUCAAUUGGUCGAGGAGGCGAGUCUAGAGGAAGCUCGUGGUUCUCACGAUGUAAUUGUGGUUUUGCUACACAAGGAAAAUCCUUCUGGUAGUGUUGGUAUAACACUAGCCGGAGGUAUUGAUUGUGAGGCAAAAGAAAUCACGGUACAUCGUGUAUUGUCGCAUUCAAUUGCUGAUAAGGAUGGCAGGGUGCAGAGGGGAGAUCGAAUUUUGAGUAUUAAUGGAAGAAGCACAAGGGGGCUUUCACAUCGGGAAAGUCUCUCUGUUCUCAAGCAACCAAGGUCCGAAGUGGUGCUUGUUGUCUCUAGAGCUCGCAUUGACGAGGGCUGUAAAUUGAGAACGCGCACCGAAAGCGUCGAGACUAUUGUGGAAGGUUAUGAGAUGAAUGGCGGAAUUGAAAACACAGCAUGGGGACCACCUUCGACUAUAGCAAUUCAUAAAGAUGGAGCAGGUCUCGGAUUUAGUCUAGAGGGUGGAAGGGACAGUCCUCUCGGUGACAGACCUUUAAUAAUAAAAAAAAUAUUCACAGGAGGUGCUGCGGAAAAAACAGGUGCUUUAAAAGCCGGCGAUCAAUUACUCGAAGUAAAUGGAAAUGACGUCACAAGAAUGUCAAGGAUAGAAGCAUGGUCCUUAAUGAAAAAAUUGCACGAUGGAGAAGUUAAUCUCCUAGUCAGGCACCCUGCCACAAAGUCAUCGUGAAUCGUAGUCAAUUUUUUUUUUCUUAUUUUCUUUGUAUAAAAAAUAGGCAUAAUAUUUUGUUUGCAAUAUAAAACAAAAGGGAAAAAGAAUAGAUAAAAAAAAAUUAAAAACGACUGUAUAGCUUUAUAACUAUAAAAAAAAUACUCUACAUAAACUAUUAAAAAAAAGCUUUCAAUUUUCAUUAAAAAUGAAAAUUUUCUAUUUAAUUAUGUUUUCUCUUCUUCUAUAUUCUUUAGAAGAGAAAUAAUAAAAAUAAAUACCGAUGAGAAUAAUGAAAUAAAUAUUACAGCGAGAAUAAUAUUAAAUAUUACUGAGAAACAACUGCAAAUAAAUACUAUACUAAUUAUAUAAAAACAAUUAUUUGUCCAUUAUUCAUCAUUAGUAGUUUCAGUUUUGUCUUUUUCAGUUUCAUUAUAAAUAGUUUAUUGUCAAAAU
Leptopilina heterotoma is the source of this 9357-nucleotide messenger RNA. RefSeq lists its product as uncharacterized. The transcript has 13 exons. Lineage: Eukaryota; Metazoa; Arthropoda; Insecta; Hymenoptera; Figitidae. The record is from RefSeq and is a predicted model, not a curated record. Gene Ontology annotation, molecular function: protein binding. Bases 505 to 8922 code for a protein of 2805 amino acids.